CGAGGGAGUGAGUGAGUGAGCGAGCGAGGGAGCGAAGAGAAACGUCAGAACCAGGAACCAGUUCGUUUCCCCAAACAAGUCAAGUACGCAGAAAGAGAAAGAAGCAGAAAAGAAGCAGAAGUGAAGCUCGAAACAGCCUGUGGAAAAGAUGGCAUCGAGUUCGCCCAUGGUGAAUGGGGACCUCACUUCACCCCGAGGGUCCCACGGUCCAGGCACUUCUCAUGUAGAGGAGACCCUUCAACAGAUGAACGUCCUCAUCAAGGAGAAUAGGGAGCUGAAAGAAGCUCUCAAGCAGACUAACCUGACGAUGAAGGAGAGGUUUGAGGGUCUGACUUUGUGGAAGGAAAAGCAGAAGGAGGAGAGAAACUUUCUGGAGAGUCGGCUUGAGGAGGCGAGGGAAAGAGUGCGUGCUCUGGAGGCUGAAAAUGAGCUGCUUAAGAAACGAGUGCAGGAGCUGGAGAGCCAUGCUGCUGCAGAAGAGGGUGAAGGGGCUGGUGUACAGGCCAAGCUGGAAGCGCUGAAGAAUCAGAUCGUCCGUCUGCAGGCUGAGAAGAGCGACUUGGUGGCUAUGAACUCUGAGCUCCAACUGAAGAUGGGCCAGGGAUCACCAGAAGACUCCUUCAUUGAGAUCCGCAUUGCAGAGGGUGAGCUGAAUGUGACCAAAGAUUUGCCUGUUACCCAGAAAGACCCCUCCGCAUCCAGCAUGGCUAGGUGUGACUUGCCCAUGCCACGGCUGGAGUCAGAGGAGCAGACUGUGAGGCAGCUCCUGCAGUCACUGAGACAGGUGACUCAGCAGAAAGAGCAACUGCAGCUUCAACUUCAGACUGCAUCCAAGAGGAUUGCAGAAUUGGAGCUGCAGCCACCCAACACUGACAGUGAAACACAGACAUCUUUGCCAUGUACCACCACAGCAGAUACACAGACCAAGAGCGCCGAGGAGGACACAGCCAAGUCGGCCUCUGAGGUGGAGAAUCUGAAGGCUCAGAUGAUGAGUUUGUUUAAAGAGCUGCAGCAGGCUCAGAGUAAACUGGAUGAGGCGGAGAACAUGAAGAAGAGCCUCCAGGACAGGUGUAAGGAUCUGGAGCAGGAUCUGACCACCGUGAAGACUCAGCUGGGGGAGAGGCAGCAGAUUCAGGCUGAGAACGACAAGCUGAAGGUGCAGCUGGAGAGCAUGCAGGCUGCCAUCAAACUGGAACAGAGGAAAGCUCAGGAGGAGAGGAAUAAUCUGGCGCAGCUGAAGGAUGCUUACACCAAACUGUUUGAGGAUUAUAAUGAACUCAAGGAGGAGAAUAAGAAAAAGGAGGGCUUUGUAUCUUCGGAGGAUUUUGGAGAGCUUCAGGACAGACUGGCGGCAGCUGAGCAGGCUCUGGCAGACAAACAGCAGAAGAUUGAUGAGAUGAAGCAGGAGAUCUUCCAGAAGGAGAAGGACCUGGAGACCAUCUCUGUCUUUCAAGCCCAGGCGGAGGUGUACUCCUCAGACUUCUACGCAGAGCGAGCAGCCCGGGAGAAGAUUCAUGAGGAGAAAGAGCGCCUGGCUACUCAGCUGGAGUUUGUGAAGAAGCACAACAGCCAGUUGCAGGAGGAGUUGGAGUCUCUGGGCAGGCAGUCUAUGAGUGAGCUGCAGAGGAGACAUGUGUCUCGUGGGGCUAAUCCAGGGGGCUCCUCACCACACCAAGUGCAGGGAGGCAGAGUUGACUGGCAGCAGCAGGUGAAUAUACCAGAGCACGCGUGUCCUAAGUGUGGGGAAGUCCUGCCAGAUCUGGACACGCUGCAGAUCCACAUCAUGGACUGCAUCAUCUGAGUCCGUUGCCCAGCAACCACAUCGGCCUGUCACUAAUCCUCCUUCUGAGCACUCGGAUGGACGGGCCAGUCAUAAGAUUUAGCAACGCACUUAUGGUAAAAACUCCCAGCGCUCAAAUCUAACGCAAUCUCCAUAGAGGCUCCUACACGAUUUAUUCUAAUACUGCUCGGCUGAUCUACUUCCUGUAAAUAGCAUUAAGGCAAAUGUUAUUACAUAGGUAAAAAUGACUGAGGGCUCAGAAAUGAUGAUAUUACGUUUUGUUUGAAAGAUAAGGAUGAACAAAGUUUGUCCAGAGAGGGAAAAAUGGAUAUUAUAUCUGAAGAGGAAGGGUGACUGUUUAAUCUCCUGAAGACAGACUUGAUUUUGAGCUAUACUCAUCUAUACUUAUCUAUAGAUCGCCGUUCAUGUUUUGGAGAAGGUAGUUUAUAUCUAACAGGAAAGAAAUCUGUUGGUAGCAUAUUUAAACCAACGGUUAUUAGCCAGUUAAUUUAUAUUGGAGUGAAUACAGGUGCUUUAGUAUGAAAGGUGGAUUAAGCUUUAAAAAUCCUUUUAUAAACAAUGCACUUUAACAAAUUAUGUUUUCAUACUAUUGUAAGCAGGGUAUUCUCCCUUAUUGCUAAGAGAACAGUGUUGCAGCUAAGUGGAGGUAUAGGGUGCAUCCUGCAUUAUACUGUGGCUGUAUACGUUCAGCUGUGAAGUGUAACUCUGUAAACACAAAUACAAUAAAAAAAACACAUAAAAA
This is a messenger RNA of Colossoma macropomum (tambaqui), 2543 nucleotides long. It is a transcript of the gene optn, whose product is annotated as optineurin. Bases 149 to 1801 code for a protein of 550 amino acids. Lineage: Eukaryota; Metazoa; Chordata; Actinopteri; Characiformes; Serrasalmidae. Gene Ontology annotation, molecular function: K63-linked polyubiquitin modification-dependent protein binding. Gene Ontology annotation, cellular component: cytoplasm; Golgi apparatus; nucleus. Gene Ontology annotation, biological process: protein localization to Golgi apparatus; Golgi ribbon formation; regulation of canonical NF-kappaB signal transduction. The transcript has 14 exons. The record is from RefSeq and is a predicted model, not a curated record.